CCAGAGCAGAAAAAGGGUAGAUUAGAGUUGCGAAAUGCAGCGGAAUGGCCCUUUAUUAUUCCAAUCGGAAACGGAUCCUAAAAACUGAGCCACGUUCAUCCGUCUCUGUCAGGACGUCCCACUCUGACCUACCGCAGAACACCGGCUGUAACUAACCUGACCAAAUACGAGGACAUUUAGAACGCAAAACAACCUGACCAGCCAUAACUCGGACUUUAUGACACGAAAUAGUUAAAAACGACACCAGACAAGCAUAGAAGUGAAACUGGAUUCCGACCUUUUCUGUUUCCUUAUUUUCAGGCAUUGCCGCUGCUCACAUCCAGCGCACAUUCGUGGCGACGAUGUGAGGGAGGAAGCAGCGUAAAAGUCACAAACCGAGACAAACACAAACCGAGUUUCUUUGAAAUGCUGCAUGCAGCUCGAUCCUGCAUCCCGACAUGGGUCAUCCUUGUUUGCACCGUCACUGUGAGUCCGUAUUACUGCGCCGCCUCCGUACAGAAGGCUACCUGCAGCGUGCAAGACGGCAGAGCAGACUGCAGCCACCUCACCCUGAGCUCCGUCCCUCAGGAUCUUCCCGGCAACAUCACCGCCCUGGACUUGUCUCACAACAGAAUGACAGCGGCUCCCCCAGACUCAUUCAAAAGAUACACAGGACUUUUGCACCUCAGCAUCAGCUACAACAGCAUCAAAACCCUGGAUGAGGGCCUGUGCAGGAACCUCCCUCUGCUGCAGACCCUGAACUUGAUGCAUAAUGAAGUGCAUUUACUGCAAAAGGAGAAUUUCAAAUACUGUAGCAAACUAACGUGGCUGAAUAUGGCCAGCAACCGGUUAAAGCUGCAAGGAGAACCCUUCUCCUUGCUUCAGAACCUGAAAUAUCUUGACGUCUCCAUGAACAACCUGAAGUCAGCCAGGCUUGGUUCACAGCCUCAGCUGCCCAGCUUGGAAACCUUAGAACUCAAACACAAUAACUUCAACACUCUGAAAAGAGAGGAUUUCUCCUUCCUGAAGGAUUCACCCCUCCAUGUCAUCAACCUGAUGUCAUCUGUGUCCCUACAAAAAUUGGAGCCUGGUUGCUUUAAGCCUAUUCCAGGCCUGCGUAUGUUAUUCCUCAAUGGUAGCAGAAAGGGCUUCAUGUUCAUAUCUGACCUCUGUUCAGAGCUGUCUGAAACAGCGAUCAGUGCCAUGUCUCUGAGGAACAUCGGGCUGACGAAUCUGACAAACAAAACCUUCUCAGGUUUGAAGAAAACAAACCUAACCCUUCUGGACCUGUCUGGCAACAGCAUUGAGAUAAUUGAAGAUGGCUCCUUUCAGUGGCUCUCUGAACUUCAGAUUCUUAACUUGACUGGCAACGGCAUUAAGCACCUGACACGAGAAACUUUUAAAGGCUUAAAAAUGUUGAAAAACCUACAGCUGACUAAAGCGCUGGUGAAAAGUCAGAAACCCUCUCUCCCUGUUAUUGAGGAUUUCACGUUUCAACCAUUAAGCAACCUUGAGACCCUGGUGUUACAAAACACUCCGUUUGUCAACAUCACAGAGAAUACCUUCAAAGGUCUGAUGAGUCUCACAGAUCUUGACUUGAGCUGGAGCAAUUCUAUAUUCACAAGCAAAAAACUCUCCAGUAAGUUUUUUGUCUCUCUUGCCGAUUCACCCCUAAGAAAGUUAAACCUAGAAGGAAAUGCUUUGGUGGGAAUUGAACCCGGGAGCUUCUACUGUCUGAAAAGUCUCUCCAUUCUUCUUCUUGAUCGCAAUUAUAUUCGUCAAACAUUCAGCGGCAAAGAAUUGGAAGGUCUUGCUCAGUUACAAGAGCUUCACAUAAGCAAUAACGUCCAGCAAAUUAAUCUGACCGCGCAGACAUUCGCCAGUGUGACUGAUCUUAGAGUGCUGAUGCUGGGAAAGAGUCUGCAAGCCGAAACCUUGAACCAGGAUUCCUCUCCGUUUUGGCCUUUGUCCAACCUCACUGUAUUGGAUCUCAGCAACAACAACAUUGCGAACAUCAGAGAGAAUUUGUUAGAGGGGCUUGAGAACCUCCAGGUCCUGAAGCUCCAACAUAACAACUUAGUCCGGUUGUGGAAGACGGCAAACCCUGGUGGGCCUGUCCUGUUUCUCAAACACACACCGAGGCUGGUAAGCUUUGAGAUGGAUUUCAAUGGAAUGGAUGAGAUCCCAAGAGAAGCUUUCAGGAAUUUGAAUCAACUCAGGGAGCUUAACUUUAGCAACAAUCUUUUGAACAAUUUACGGGACUCGGUGUUAGACGACCUUACGUCCCUUAAGGUUUUACGUCUGGAGAAGAAUUUUAUCACCUCUGUCAGGCCAGAGGUGUUCAGAACUCCCAUGAGCAACCUCAGUGUCCUUGUCAUGGGAAAAAACCCGUUCGACUGUACCUGCGAGAGCAUCCUGUGGUUUGUCACGUGGUUGAACAAAACUAACGCUAGUGUGCCAGGUCUCAGAGACCAGUACAUGUGCAACACCCCGAUACUUUACUUCAAUCACUCCAUCAUGGACUUUGACCAACUUUCUUGCAAAGACAUGGCCCCAUUCCAGGCCUUUUAUGUGCUGAACAGCACAGCCGUUUUAAUGCUGAUUCUCACUGCCCUUAUUUACCGAUUCCACGGCUGGAGGAUCCUGUUCUACUGGAACAUAUUGAUCAAUCGCACAUUAGGAUUUAGUGACGCCAAAGUGGAGGAGGGCAGAGAGUUUGAGUAUGACGCUUAUGUCAUACACGCUGAGGAAGACACCCGCUGGGUGGAGAGACGACUGGUUCCUUUGGAGAACGAAACCUGCAGGUUUUGCUUGGACGAUCGAGAUUCUGACAUCGGCAUGUUCCAGGCUGACUCCAUCGUGAAUAAUAUGAGAAAAUCUAGAAAAAUCUUGUUUGUGGUGACCGAGCGUCUUCUCAACGAUCCCUGGUGUAGACAAUUCUAAAGCUUUGCUAUUUAAAGUAACUUCAUCUUCUAAAUUUGAUGUGAAGAAGAAUUUAAAGGGGCAGUAUCAUGUAAAAUGGACUUUUUGAGCUUUACAUCAUGUUAUAAUGUUAUUUCUAGAGUGUUGCUAUGAUCCUUUCAGGCCUGUUUAAGAAAUCUUUUAAUCUCUCGUGGCAACCAGUCAGCUGUGCAAAACGCCCAGGUUGGACUCUUCAUUGGAGCUGCAGUCUCUCAGCUACUGCCUCACAGUUCAGGCCUCCCUUGUUACUCUCCCAAUCUUCUCCUUCAGACUAGCCAGCAGCAAUUAGCAAACACCUGGUGGAACUGCACAUCUGCUGAGCUCAUUAUAGGAGCUACUUCUCUGUGCAGCACUGGUAAAGUGUUGUUAAAGGGUUAAUAGGAGCCAUGUUGUGAUGACCUCCUGAAGGCAGAGUUUCAGAAAGAGAGAGUUUUGAAAGAGACGAAGGUGUUAAAUAUCAAAGUCAAAUUUCUUUUAAGUCAUAUUUGAUAUAUGCAGUAUUUCUAGAACAACUGAAGUUAACAUAUUUACUUGAUUGUGCUAUAAAAUGGCACUAUGUGCCUGCAAAACCCAUAAUACUGCCCCUUUAAAAAUAUAUAUUAAAAAAAGGAGUGUAGCGAAGUCAUACAUGACAACAGAGUGUCAGUUUACUUUUUUUUGUUUGCCUCAUGUAAGCUGACUCCACUAUGUUCAGACCAACACUGUGUUGGCUUGAUGCCAUAUCCUGCAGGAUUUCUCUAACGCUCAAUAAAACUUGCUCUUUGUCAUUGGUGUGUGUUUAAGCACAGACUAAAUUUAGAAGAACUUUGACACCAACCUCAUAGUACUGUUAGAAGAAAAUAAGUAUGAACCGCUUUCUUGAUUUCAUAACGUAUCUUUUAAAGCGCAUCCAUUUUUGUGAAAAUUAUAAUUGCGCUCUUCAAAGCUUUUUCACCACUUGAUUUUUUUCUUGCCCU
Molecule: messenger RNA, 3896 nt
Organism: Xiphophorus hellerii (green swordtail)
Lineage: Eukaryota; Metazoa; Chordata; Actinopteri; Cyprinodontiformes; Poeciliidae
Gene: tlr3
Product: toll-like receptor 3
Exons: 5
Coding region: 406-2922 (838 amino acids)
Biological process (GO): immune response; inflammatory response; toll-like receptor signaling pathway
Cellular component (GO): plasma membrane
Molecular function (GO): transmembrane signaling receptor activity; protein binding
Source: RefSeq, a predicted model, not a curated record